Molecule: messenger RNA, 690 nt
Organism: Anneissia japonica
Lineage: Eukaryota; Metazoa; Echinodermata; Crinoidea; Comatulida; Comatulidae
Product: bifunctional D-cysteine desulfhydrase/1-aminocyclopropane-1-carboxylate deaminase, mitochondrial-like
Exons: 4
Coding region: 4-306 (100 amino acids)
Molecular function (GO): D-cysteine desulfhydrase activity
Source: RefSeq, a predicted model, not a curated record
UUGAUGGGUGCAUCCAUGUACUUGGUUCCCAUAAAAGCUCAAGAGAAGACCGACCUUGAGCCAAGAAUGCAGCGGCUUGCUGACAGACUGCAAGAGGAAAAGGGUAUUAAAGCAUAUUCGAUCCCUAUUGGCGGAUCCAAUGUUGUUGGUCUCCAUGGUUACUUGUGUGGCUGGCAAGAACUCUUAGAACAGGGAGUGACUGACAGGUUUGAUGAUGUCAUACUAACUGUAGGCAGUGGUGGAACAGCAGCUGGUGUUGCUAUUGGGAACUUCCUUACUGGAUCCCAUCUCAGGUGGAAUAUUUAGCAUGUUUGAUGGGCGGCUAGGAGAUGUUCUAAUGCAGUCAGCUGGAGAAACACUGGUACAGAACUGGAUGAACCCUGAAAAUGAACCAACUAUUGUAUGAUGAUACAUUCAUCAUACAAUAGUUGUUUGAUGAUGCAUUCAUGAGGCUACGCUUCAUGAAUAUCUUGUACCGCUGGAGUUGAUGUUUGAUACACAUAUGAGGGCAGGCUUCAUGUAUAUUUUAUUUUAAAAAAAAACAGUUUAUUGCACAUGCUAUUGAUUCUGCACUAUAAGAUUGCAAUGCAUAUCUUGUAACACUGGAGUAUUAUGUUGAUGGAUCUACACACAUGAGGGCAGGCUUCAUGAAAUAUUGCUCAAUUGGAUGCAAAUCUUAAUAUGCUUCAA